UACGAGGUGCAACCGCUCGAAAUGCGUAAAUCUCAAAUGUCGAGCCAUGCAUAAACUCGACGUGCAUACCUCGCGCGACUCGGAUUUUAUCGGACACGGUUUUGCAAUGAUCGUGCGAUUGCGAUCGAUAAGUGGUUUCGCAUAUUUUCGCACAUAUUUGCGAUAUCCGACGAGAACGAAAUCGAAUCGGCGCAACAUAUUCACUUGCGCAAAAUAAAAGUGUAUUUGAUCUUUGAAAGGAAAGAAACGCAGUGCAGCCUAAAAGUAUAACCUAGUCGGUCCACUAAUGAUGUAUUGACAUGAACCUUGUUGUCAAAAUGUACCGCUUAAACUUAGCACCUCGUGUAUCGAGAUGUAUUUUAUCAAAUACGUCUUUUACUCGCUCAGCAGUGAAUGUUCGACGCAAUAUCUAUAUUUAUAAAAAUACCUUCACGAAAUCCUCGCGAUUUUGUGCAUUAGAAAAAUAUCGUCUUUACGAUAAUCACGAGUCGCAGAAAAGAAGAUCGAAGAUGCUUCUCGCUGUAUCACUACCUACUUUGAUCUUUAAUUUUCUGCUCGGUAUCGAGGACACCGACGAGGAACCGGAAGUCAUUACGACAAUCAAACGAUCUGUACUAUUGAUACAGAAGGGAGAAUUUGAGAAAGCAGAGCGAAUGUUGCACUUAGCGUUACGCCAAGCUCAAACUAUACAACAUUAUGAUGCUGUUACAUAUGUCUACGAUGUAAUGGCUAAUCUUGCUUUUGACACCGAAGAUUAUCACAAAGCAGAGAAAUUAUUUGUAUCAGUUUUGCAAAGACUGAUGUCAAAUGGAGCCUCUGAGGAUGACAUGAGAGUCAUUCAUAUAAGUCUGAAGAUGGCCAAAGUAUUUGAACAUAUGAAAGAGAUCAAAAAAGCAGACCAAGGUUAUAAAUUUUGCAUGGAGCAUUUACAAUCCCAUAUCGAAAAAGAUCCUGAGAAUAAAGAUGCUAUAUUACUGCAGGGUAUGACUUUUGAUUGGUAUGCGCGAAUGCUUUUAUCACAGUCUAGGCAUACCGAAGCUUUCAACUAUUUUCUUCAGGCUUAUGAUAUAUGCAAAAAGAUAAAUGGCGAGGAACACGAACAGACUGUAAUCCUGCUUAAUGAUUUGGGAACUGUCAGUUGUAUGCAAGGAGAAUACGAUGAAGCUAUCAAAUACUUGUCUGCUGCAGCAAGAAUAGGAAAUAAUUUAUCUGACAUGACCGACUUGGGGUCGAUUCAUGUGAACUUAGGAAAUGUAUUUUUGAAAAAAGGCUUGUAUGAUGAAGCCAGAAGAUCCUGUCAAGCAGGAAGAAUAAUAGCAAAGAAUAGAAAUGACAAUGAUUCAUUGCUAGAAGCUAAUGAAUGUCUCAAGGAAGUAAAAAGAUUAUUAUCAUUGUAAAUUUAUGUACAUUUAGAUACAUUUGUUAUAAAAAUGUAGAUAUUUAUG
Linepithema humile (Argentine ant) is the source of this 1445-nucleotide messenger RNA. Lineage: Eukaryota; Metazoa; Arthropoda; Insecta; Hymenoptera; Formicidae. The record is from RefSeq and is a predicted model, not a curated record.